This is a messenger RNA of Zymoseptoria tritici IPO323, 731 nucleotides long. RefSeq lists its product as uncharacterized. Gene Ontology annotation, molecular function: S-adenosylmethionine-dependent methyltransferase activity. Bases 41 to 652 code for a protein of 203 amino acids. Lineage: Eukaryota; Fungi; Ascomycota; Dothideomycetes; Mycosphaerellales; Mycosphaerellaceae. Gene Ontology annotation, biological process: phosphatidylcholine biosynthetic process. The transcript is spliced from 2 exons. The record is from RefSeq and is a predicted model, not a curated record.
AAAGACCAUCUCUCCCUUUCUCUCAAGCACACCCGAAAUCAUGCCAUCUCUCCUAAGCUACAUCGACUACAGCAAGCCCAGCCUAUUCGUCGCUGCUGCCAGUAUACUGUUCAAUCCGACUUUCUGGAACCUCGCCGCCCGCAACGAAUAUCGCAACAAGACCCUCACCAAGAUCUUCGGCGGAAAUCCUUACUACGGCUGCUAUGCCCUCGCUGUGACCAUCUUCUCUCUGGGAAUCUUUCGCGACGUCCUCUACGAACGAGCCCUCCGCGAUCAACCGACGCACCCUUCCCUCGUGGGGUUUCCUGCAAAAGCCGCCGCCGUGGGCCUCGUCGCGAGCGGCAAUGUCUUGGUUUUGAGCAGCAUGUGGGCGCUGGGUGUGACGGGGACAUACUUGGGAGAUUACUUCGGGAUUUUGAUGGACAACAUGGUAACAGGCUUCCCUUUCGAUGUUACGGGCUCGCCGAUGUACUAUGGGAGUACGCUGAGCUUCUUGGGCACAGCGUUGUGGUUUGGGAAACCAGCUGGCUUGGUCUUGACUGGGCUGGUACUGGUGGUCUACCAGAUCGCAUUGAGCUUUGAGGAUCCGUUCACGGCGGAGAUCUACGCGAAGAGGGAGAGGGAGCAGAAGGCUGGAAAGAAGUCGAAAUGAGGACGAGGGGGAGACGAGGAGAUGCAUGCAGUGAACCAUGAUACGAAUUGCUCUAUUCAACACGAGCGAGGACGUCUGG